Messenger RNA from Ostreobium quekettii, 1068 nucleotides. The record is from the annotation of a GenBank genome assembly. Lineage: Eukaryota; Viridiplantae; Chlorophyta; Ulvophyceae; Bryopsidales; Ostreobiaceae.
AUGGACGCCUUGAUGACCACCCGUCUUCGGCUCCCCUGCACCCGACGCCCAUCCCGACAGCGUCCAGCAUUGAUCACCGCGGUGAUGCUGCCCGAGGGGCGCGUGGGGAUGUUCAUUCCCCAGCCGGUGCUCGGGGCGGGGCACAUGGCGCGGGCCACAAGAACGGCGGAGCAGCCACGCUGCAGUGCGAUCGGGGAGGCUACCGGCACUUGGAGUGGCCCCGAACUGGGCUGGAUCACAGAGCGGUGGCGCCCUGUCCGGGAGAUUGACAUCCUAAAUGGCGGCGACGAAGGGAUCAUGGUCGAGCAAGGUCCCCCUCCAUUGAAGCUUGCGUUUAGUGGCGGUGGCAUCUUCUUUUGGUGGGAACUAGGCUGUGUUCAGUGGCUGUCAGAGCACUAUGAUCUGAAGAAAACCCCUAUGGUGGGUGCCAGCGGCGGUGCCUUGGUUUCCACACUGGCGGCCACUGGUGUUGAGCCUGAAAGGGCACUGGAGUGCGCGCGUCGGCUUGGAAGGAAAUACGAAAUCUGGGAGAGACCUCUGGGCUUGAUGGGUGUCUGGGGGCAAAUAAUUAGGGAAUGGCUGGAUGAGUUGCUGCCCAAUGAUGCGGCAGACUUGUGCAGGGGAAAUGUGGAGGCAGUUGUCACAAAGCUGCCUUUUUUCGAGCUUGCUGCUUACUCAGACUUCAAGUCAAAGGAGGAUCUCAUCGAUGUCAACAUGGCGUCUGCUCACGUUCCGUUCCUUUUGGAUGGACAAGCAUCGACGCUGUGCAGGGGAAGCUGGUGCAUUGAUGGGUCCUUUCAGGAUUUUGUCACCAACUCCAAUUCCCAUCUACUGACAUGCGGGGGCAACACUGUAAUAUUCGACUAUUCUCAGGAUGACGAAUUGGGAGCUCAACGAAUGGACUUUCUGAGCCUGAAGGAGUACGAGGAGGUGAGGGAGCUGAUGGAACUGGGAUACAGGCACGCCCAGCGAUUGUACGACAGAGGCGCAUUUGACAAAUUCGACGUCAGCAUGUGCCAACAGGGCUGGAGUUGGCGGCUGUUGCCGCAGUGGAGCUUCAGCUCGUAG